UGCUGUAGAGACUCAAGCCGUAAUACACUUCAGUGAGAGUUUUAUCGUGUUUUCAGGAGCAACGGCGAGCGAUACCCCGGCUCCCCUCUUCUGUGUGGAGACAAUAACAACCGAAGGGAUUUGGGAAUAGUCUGGAAGUCAAGAACGAGAAGAAUUGGACGUGUUUUCACCUUCGAAACUUCAGUUUCUUUGACGGCUUGUCCGCUAACCGUGCCAGACAGAAUGGGCAGAAUCUUUUUGGAUCACAUCGGAGGGACUCGUCUCUUCUCUUGUGCCAACUGUGACACCAUCCUGACCAACCGAGCAGAACUCAUCUCCACUCGCUUCACUGGAGCCACUGGCCGAGCCUUCCUCUUCAACAAGGUGGUGAAUCUGCAGCACAGCGAGGUGCAGGACAGAGUCAUGCUGACAGGAAGACACAUGGUGAGGGACGUCAGCUGCAAGAACUGCAACAGCAAGCUGGGCUGGAUGUACGAGUUCGCCACUGAGGAAAGUCAGCGCUACAAGGAGGGUCGAGUCAUCCUGGAGAGGGCCCUGGUGAGGGAGAGCGAGGGCUUCGAGCAUGUUCCGUCAGACACCUCCUGAGUUCACUUUCAAAGUGCUCAGUCUGUGCACACUAAAACCUCUCCUCCAGCACCACUGCAUGCACUUGCAUGGACAAAAUCCUAUUUAGGAGCAAAAU
This is a messenger RNA of Salarias fasciatus (jewelled blenny), 682 nucleotides long. Its product is annotated as protein yippee-like 5. The coding region runs from base 223 to 585 and encodes 120 amino acids. Lineage: Eukaryota; Metazoa; Chordata; Actinopteri; Blenniiformes; Blenniidae. The transcript has 3 exons. The record is from RefSeq and is a predicted model, not a curated record.